GACAGACGGUAUAAAGCCUGUGAAACGCCACAUCCCACAUCUGGACUUGGUUCUGGCUGGGAAACAUCCGAUCAAUAGACGCACAUUUGAGUUUUGGCCAAAGAAACAACAACAUGGAGGCAGUUGAAGCCAAGUCCGAAAUGCCGAUGUUCCAGUACUGGGCAGACCGCUGGAAUACAAGCAACACAGGGUGGCAGAUCAAAGGCGUGUUUUCGCUCCUGGAGAAACAUCAGGACGUCAUUCUAGCGGGAAAAGAAGACGCCCAGGUCUACAUUCCAAUGUGUGGAACGGCACACGAGUUGAAAUGGUUUUACGCCAAGGGUCAUCGCGUCGUCGGCGUGGAAUUUGUGGAAUCGGUUGCUCUGAAGUUCUUCAACGACAAUGGUCUUCCUGUGGAAGAGUCCGUGUGUCCUGUGCUCAAGUGCAAGAUCUUUCAGACUCCCGAUAAGAGGAUUCGAAUAUUCGUCUGUUCCGUGCUCGACUUCAAUGGAUUAUGCGCCGGAGAAAUGGACAUUGUUUGGGACAGGGGAGGGCUGUCCUCGAUUGAGGAAUCACUCAGAGAAAGAUACAUCGCCGUGAUAAAGUCAUUCCUGGCACCGAACUAUUCCUACGGUUUGUGGGGCGUCAUUUACGAUGAAGGUGCAGUCAAGGAGUUUCCCAGAAGCAUGCCGGAGGGGGUCCUGCGAAAGUUAUUUGGGGACGACGUGAAGCUCACAUGCGUGGAGCAAUUGCCCCCCAGGCCGGCCGGCUUUACGACUGCACUGAUGACGGAGUGCCUGUGGCAUGUGACGGCAUGACGA
This is a messenger RNA of Ixodes scapularis (black-legged tick), 800 nucleotides long. Its product is annotated as thiopurine S-methyltransferase-like. NCBI's taxonomy places the organism in Eukaryota, Metazoa, Arthropoda, Arachnida, Ixodida, Ixodidae. The record is from RefSeq and is a predicted model, not a curated record. Bases 114 to 797 code for a protein of 227 amino acids. Gene Ontology annotation, molecular function: thiopurine S-methyltransferase activity. The transcript is spliced from 9 exons.